AUGCAGCACGUUCGCCGAGAGGAAUGUCCGGAGACGUAUGAAGCGAUCGAGCGAGUUAUUAGUCGACUGAACGAAUACGCCGACGGAAAGGGUGAGUUUACCAUCGUAUUGGAAGAUCUGACUGGGAACUCCUACAUCAGCCACGUUGGCGCGACGCCGUUUGACGACAAGAAGCUGGUCACGACGCAUCAACUCAGGACGAAGGAGCAGAACGAGCAGAUAGGCUUUUGCGCCGAAUCGUCAUUAGAGUAUCCCGUUAGCGAAGGGGCAAUCAAAAAGGAGUCCCCGGAUAUCAUAAAGGAUCUGUUGGACCGCAAGGAGAAACAGCCUUCGGACGCGGAGCGGGAAGCCGGACCGAGCAAAUCUUCGGUUUUCGAGUCAAUUCAAUCAAUUGAUGUGGACCGAAUACACACAUUUCCUACACACUGCUUUUCUUGUGGAGCCCCCGGAGAAGAGCGCAUGAUCAACUUGUCCAUUCCCUAUUUCAGGGACAUUGUGAUUAUGUCGUUCAAUUGCGACCACUGCGGAUACCGAAACAACGAAGUUAAGUCAGAAGGCCCUAUAUCUCAAUUCGGUAGGAUCAUUAGGCUAAGCGUGCUGCGCGUAGAAGACCUUUCCCGGGAUUUGCUAAAGAGCAGCACGGCCGGACUGGAAAUUCCGGAAAUCAGUCUUUUUGUGGAACCCGGAUCCCUUGGUGGCAGAUUCACGACCGUUGAGGGGAUCAUCGCCCGCAUAAUAGAAAGCUUGGACGAACAGGCCCGCAUGCUCGGAGACAGCGCUUCAGAGGAGGACAAGAAAAACUGGGACGACUUUUUUGAGAAACUUCGCUCGUUGCUGAAAGUGGAAAAGCCAUUUACGUUGAUCUUGAAUGACCCCAUUGCCAACAGCUAUAUCCAGAGCUUUACCGCUCCGGAGCCGGAUCCUCAGAUUCAGGAAGAAGACUACGUGCGCUCGAAAGAGCAGGACGAAAUGCUGGGCUUGGACACAAUGAAUACAGAAAAUUAUGCGGAAGAGGAUCAGAAAGAGGAGGUCUGCUAA
Schistocerca gregaria is the source of this 1038-nucleotide messenger RNA. Its product is annotated as zinc finger protein ZPR1 homolog. Gene Ontology annotation, molecular function: zinc ion binding. The record is from RefSeq and is a predicted model, not a curated record. NCBI's taxonomy places the organism in Eukaryota, Metazoa, Arthropoda, Insecta, Orthoptera, Acrididae. The coding region runs from base 1 to 1038 and encodes 345 amino acids. The transcript has a single exon. Gene Ontology annotation, cellular component: nucleus; cytoplasm.